AUCGAGACUGUGUUAUUAGUAAUGAUUCGGAAUAAAUUGUUCACAGUAUUUUGCAGGCUUUGAUUUAUAACGAUCAAGAUGUUUGAAAUGACUUAAGGGAAAGGAAAUAAUACAAUCGACAUGGCCUCGGUCAAGGUAGCAGUAAGAGUGAGGCCCCUUAAUAAAAGGUAAGUCAAAAUGAAGCAAUUGAUUCGGCCGUUCUAGCAGAACGCCGGUUGAAAAUUCUCGGUGAUCGAUGUCUGGCGUUUAAAUAUCUGUAAAAUGUAUCCGUUGGUAAUUUCAGGGAGCGAGACAUGGAUGCCAAAGUUUGUAUCCAAAUGGAAGGCAAGAAGACGACAAUUACAAACCCUGGUGUAAGUGAAAUUUCAUGUUUUCUCGUCGCUGUACGUAGGAGGUUAUUUUACUGCAGUUGUGGUUGUUCCAAAUUAUUCGACGAAGAAAUUGAAUUUCAGCUUCUUUGAUUUCAGAGCGAAGACAAAGAUUUUACAUACGAUUUCUCUUACUGGUCUGCAGAUAGUUCAGACCGUCACUUCGCUUCACAGGAACAGGUAAAAAUAUUCUAUUCGUCCAAUUCAUAAUAUAAUUGGAACCCGAUCGGGCCGAAGGAAGUUUAAGUGCGAAGUCCUUCGAACGUCAUUCUGCAUACAUAAUGAAAUAUUGAAAGAUAUUCACGUACAUUUUCGAUGAAAUCGUUAACUUUUCGAAGUUUCUUUUCAAGUUAGACCGUAGCUAAGUGGUUGUUCAUUUUUAUAUUUGACCUCCAGUUGUUUGUUGCGCUAAAUUACUUUAUGGUUGUUCAGUUUUAUUUGUGUGAUUUUUGGAUGUCUUACUGUUUUGCAAGUCAAAUUAAUUAAGAGAGAAUGAAGGAAUGGUUUUUCUUUUUUCCAAGGGUAUCUUGACGGUUUACAUUUAUAGUAGUCAGUAAAUGAACUUAAAUAAAAUAAAUAGUAAAGAAAAGAUGAAUUUUAUACAGUUUAAAAUAUGUUAAAAUGUAAUAAUUUUUCACUUAUAAUCAAAAAGAAACCCAAGAGUAAAUAUAUUUACGUACAUAUCAAGGCGAUUCAUUCUUUCUCUAAAAUCUGAUAUCUUUGAUACAAAAAAAUAAUUGAGUAUGUCGCUGUUGACUAUACUUAUUGAAAACUGCGACUAAAUUUAGACCUCAAGACUUGGAUUUCAAUCUAACAGACUUCCUUACUUUCCAUAUCAGUGUGCUAAACAACAGAAACAAAUUUGGUGAGCUGAAAUUCACAAUGUCAAUGUAAAAUCUGAUUAUAAAUGUUUUAUAAGGUUAAACAUUGAUCCAACAAAAAAGAAGUGGUAUAGCUGAACUUUAUUAGUAUCUUCUUUAAAAUGACCAGCAUUAAUUAGAUUAUGUGACACAGUUCCUAGACAGACAGAAUUCAAUAAAAAAAAAAAGUGAAGUCAAGAGAGUUAAAUGUGAAAUUGAGUUUAUUUCUGUACUGUACAAAGCGACAGAAUUGAAUUUUGUGGUUUUAGCUUGAGAGUAUAUUUACCCACACUUUUGAUUAACUGGAUAAUACAUUUGUUUCAAUAGAAUAGUUGUUAGAAUAGUUGUUAAUGGUCCACACUCCAAAUCUUUGGAAACAAGGUAUUAAUUAUAGCUAAAAUAGAAAUAUUUGCUUAAAUUUACAAGUAAACUUUCCAGUAUGAGUAUUGAGGAGCAACCAACUUGUUCAUUUUACGUGAUGUUUUUAUGAGGAUUUAGCUCUUUGAAAACUUUAGAAGUUUGAAAUUUUAAGGGUAAAGUAUUUUGGUGAUAUGAUAGAUAUUACAUAACUUAGUCACAAAAAUCUUAAAAAAGCUUGAAGUUUACUUACUCUGUUAUUCCUUCAGGUGUUUGAAGAUUUGGGUACAGACGUGAUACAGGCAGCGUUUGAAGGUUACAAUGCCUGUAUUUUUGCUUAUGGUCAGACAGGGGCUGGUAAAUCUUACAGUAUGAUGGGACAGGAGGUAACAAAACACAAUUAACUAUUUUUUUACAUUGAAGACCACUGGGACCAUCAUUAAUUUGGUGUCCAUAAUAGCACUCUUUCAUUAUGCAUUCUGAUUGUCUAGGUGAGAGUUGAUCCAACAAGGACUGUUGUUUGUGAUUUUGACUGAUGUUUUGAUAACCUCAGUAACUCAUUAUCUGAGUAGCUCUGUUAUUGUUUUUGGCUAAGGUUGUUGAAAACUUAGUCUCUAGUACAGACAAUAGUCCUUAAGAUUGCAUAUACUUUCAUGCAAAUGAUCAGACUACAUAACAAAAUGUUACUCUCUGGUUCAAACCAUUUACUGUUCAAAGUAAUAACAAUAAUCUGCCAUUAUCAUGGUAGAUGUUAAAGGUGAGCCAGUUUUUUAUUGUUUAGUGUCAUGUAUAACAUUUUUAAACUGCUAUGUCUUUUUUUAUGAUAGAGCAGUUCCUUUAACUUGUUGUUCACAUGUACAAAUGCUUCAAGUAGAUUUUUUAACUUUGUGCAACAUGGAGGUCAAAAAUUCUGCUACAGGCAGAGUUGUUUCCAUACAGUUUUCAGUAGUUUUGGUGAGAGAUUCACGUGUGAAUUAAAAAAAUUGCAUUUUGACUUGCAAAUGACAAUUAUGCGUAGGCAAAAAAAUUAUCUCAUUUGUGAACUGCAGUUUAAGAAAUAGCGGAAAAAAAAGCCUGAAAAGUAAGGCUGUGACAUGAUUGAAACACCUGCUUCUCAGAUACUAGUCCAUUGAUACUCUUAACCCUUUAACUACCAUGAGUGACCAAGUCAGAAUUUCUCCUACAAUAUCAGGACAAUAUCAGUACAAUAUCAGGACAAUAUCAUUACAAUAUCAGCACAAUAUCACUACAAUAUCAGUACAAUAUCAUGCAGACAAGUGAUGAGAGUAAAGAAAAAUAUCAGUUAGAGGAUUAUUAGUUAUUCCAAUACCAAAUUCUCCAAACUAACAUCUCAAGAACUAUGUGGCAGGCAAUAAGGAGAAUUACCAAUGAGAUCUUUGGAGUUAAAGGGUUAACAAAGAUAAUAAGCCACAUAUUAACUCUUAAACCCUUAUGGGUGACCAAGGCAGAAUUUCUCCUUAGAAUAUCAAUGUAAUAUCAAGUUGGCAAGUGAUGACAAUGAAGAAAAUAUCAAUUAGGGGAUUUGCUUGUUGAUCCAAUACCAAAUUCUCCAUUCUAUACAAUUAUUGUAUAGGAAACAGUGAAGAGAAUUGCCAAUGAGACUUUGGAAGUGAAAGUUAAAUGAUGUCAUUGUUAAAUCAAUGUUUAAUUGAACUAUGGCAAUUGAUUUUUGAUAAUAUUAUUUUUUUGUAGACUGCACCAGGAUUGAUACCAAGAAUAUGUCAGGUACUCUUAAGAUUUUUGAUAAGUUGAAAAUUCAAAAACAUUUGAAAAUAACUGUACUUCAACUCUGCUUUUUAACAUUGAGGUACAAUUAGAUUUCAUAUCCUUAUAAAUUGAAUGGUCAUUUACCAGUAAUUAAUAUCCUAUUUAAUUUAUGCAGUAUGUAUUUCAUUAAAAUGGCUAUUUAUUUUUCGGUGAUAUAUUUGGUAUCUGUGACAAAUUAUUAAAUUCAUUAUUUAUUACUCGUAUUUAUAUGUUAAUUUGAGGCAAGGGAUUAAUUCUUCACCCAUUAUUAAUUAUUAAUUAAUUAAUCAUUAUUAUUAAUUAUAAGUGUAAAUUACAUGAAUUUAUUUAACAGGGUCUGUACGCUCGCAUGGAAUCAAGUGGCGAUGACAAGACUGAAUUUAGGACUGAAGUUAGGUAAGUGUUUCCAUGUUUUUGUUGUGGUCAUCAAACUUACAAUUCUUCUGUGUUAUUUUUUGAGAAAAUAUCAUUCAUCAAGUCUAAUGAAUAUUUUCUUUGUUAGUUACCUGGAGAUUUACAAUGAAAGAGUGGGUGAUCUCCUUCGACCGGCUAAAGGAAGAGAGAAAUUUAAUCUCAAAGUGAGAGAGCAUCCAAAGGAAGGUCCAUAUGUACAAGGUAUGUUAAAGGACUGAAUUUACUUUACAGAAAAAACCCAAAUGUCUGUAAUGAGUAUGGUGGUAAAACUGGUUUGUUAACCUAUCGUGCUUGUGUGACAGGAAAAAUAAUGUUUUUCUUUACUACGUUUAUAUGUCAGUCAGUUAGGAGGCUGGUGUCUAAGAUCUCAGGUUUAAAAACCAACAUGUUUCCAAAGUUUAUUCUUAUGUGAGUAGCAUGAAGCAAUUGGGGGUAUUGUUAAUCCUUUAGAAUGAGAUGGUUGAGUAUCACAGGUUCUCCCUUAGAAUAAUGUCAAGUAUCUCGGACAUUUUUUGCUCACUCUAUGUGCUAUACUUAUGACACUACGUGUAAGAGUUACAUGUAGGGCUUAUCUUAAGGACAGAACACACUGAUCCAAUGGAAGGCUUACUCUAUGUGGGUGUUGUACACACACGCGUUUUGAAAGAGUCAUUGGCUCAAAAAUAUAUUUAUUAUGAUAUUUUAGAUUUAACAAAACAUGUUGUGAAAGAUUAUGAAGGAAUAGAAAAUCUGAUGGAAGAAGGAAACACAAACAGGUAAUGGUGAUUGUACAACUACUACUACAAUAACCACUAUGUUGAUGAUUUUCAAUUUUAUACAUCUUGGAAUUUGUAACCAUCAUCAUACUGUACACAUGAAAUAAAGCUCAACAUUAGGACAAUAUGAAUUGCCAUGUAAUUUGGAUGAAAGAUUUUUUCCUGUGUAAGAAAGGGAAGGAAACCCAAACUGCUGGGGUUUUUCUCAAAAUGCUUGUAAGUAAUUGCCUGCUCUGUUCAGUGAUGAUAUUAAGGUGUUACCAGCACAGGGCAAUUUAUUGGUGUGAUCAGAGAACUUGUUGAUCCUGAAUCUUGUUCACAUUGCAGGACUGUUGCCUCUACAAACAUGAAUGAUGUCAGUAGUAGAUCACAUGCAAUUUUCACUAUUUUAUUCACGCAGGUAAGGAAACAAAUCAAUUGUUAGUUUGAUUCCCAGUAGAUUAAAAUAUGAUGCUGCAGUUAUCAGCCACAGGUACAUAUUUCAUCCUUGGAAGUGGCGACAGUCAUUGACAUUAUUUUGUAGUAAUGUAUUUUAUUACGUCAUAAUUUUCUGUUUCAUGUGGUAGUAAUGAAAGAUGCACAUACCUGAGGUCUAGAAUUAAAGUUCUGUGAAUCAGCAAUGUUAGUGCUUUGCUUUAAUUUACUUAAGAUAAAAUUUUCCUUAUUACGGAUAUGUUUUUAUAAUUAUCUUUCAGGCCAAGUUCUAUACUGACAUGCCCAGUGAAACUGUUAGUAAAAUCCACUUAGUUGACUUGGCUGGCAGGUUAGUAUCUGUGGAGAUCAAAUCCAUAAUUCUCCUUCUCAUUUGCUACUUGUUUCCUUGUAAAUAGGUUAAGGAAAAAUGCUUUUUUAUGUAAUAAAUUUGUCUUUUGUCAUAGAAAAACUAAUCUUUCUUGUUUGAUUGACUGAGUAAAGUAGUAAUAAUAAUACAGUAAUAAAACUUUAUUUAAACACAAUAAAUAUUUAAAGCUAGAGGCUUGUGGGAUUGUGUUACAACAAAAUUAAUAUAACAUAUGUAAUAUUAAUAAAUAAUAAUAUAUAUAAAUUUAUCUAAAAAUAUAAAAAUAUAUACAACUUCUUUGAAGUGAUUACGAUGUAAUAUCUCAGACAUAACUAAGCAGUCACUCCUAAUCCUACAAACACCAACAAAAACCAUUAGUCUAUUGAUCUCUAUUGUCAUUGAUCAAAUUCAGAACAACUGCACAACAAUGUCUGAUGAUUAAGUCAAUCAAUCCUAAUAGUUACUUUGUUGUUGCAGUGAGAGAGCAAACUCCACUGGUGCUACAGGAAGCAGAUUAAAAGAGGGAGCUAACAUCAACAAAUCUCUUGUUACAUUGGGAACUGUUAUCUCAGCAUUAGGUAAUAACUAUCCUGGGUUACUGGUGUUGUAUUGACUUCUUGGGCAAGAUACCUUCAUUUAACAGUGCUUCUGUCCAUCAAGUGAUGAUUUGUUUUGUUAAGUGGAAGUUCUGGGUUUUGUGUUAUUCUUGUAGCUGAAGCAAGUGAGAAUUCCAUCAGUAAAGAUCCUAAGAAGAAACUGUUCAUCCCUUACCGCAACUCUGUGUUAACAUGGCUACUGAAAGACAGUUUGGGAGGAAAUGCCAAGACAAUCAUGAUAGCAGGUUAAUAUUUUUUUCAGUUAUGCCAGUGUUUAACUUGGCAAAAGAGACAAGCUUGUAAAUUUUGGUCAAGUUUCUUGUCAGAAACAAGCUUUAUGAGCAAAUCUAUUUUGAUGAUUACUGCUGGUACAAGUUUGCUGAUGUUUGAUUUUCACUUUGCUGUUAAACAUUUGAUUUAGGAAGAACAAAGAUGCUUUUAUGCCUUUUACUCCUAAAAUCUUAUUGUUAGUUCUCCCAUCCAGCUGCAAUACAUUUCGUAGGGAAUAAAUCAAGAGAAUGUGGUGUUAAGUUAAGGCAACAACUUCUCUUUGAUGCGUUUGAAUAUUCUCAUUACCAGUUAACUGAAUAUUUUAUGGGUUUCAGAGGGAGAAACUAAAUGUUAAUCACUUCUGGGAGUUUAAGUGUUAUGAAUAUUAAUUUCUCUUUCCUCAUAGCCAUAUCACCAGCGGAUGUGAACUAUUCAGAGACUCUUAGCACGUUACGUUACGCCAAUAGAGCCAAGAACAUCAUCAAUAAACCCACAGUCAAUGAGGUUUGUUAUUUAACUGAAUCAAUGAUUAUGAGUGGAGUUGGCAGGAUUUUCAGUGUGUCUGGGGGGUAGGGGUGGGGGAUUUCACACCCUAGCAUUUUACUGGUUAGUGUGGGUAUGCCAGAUUGUUUUAUCAUAUACAUGUAAUAACAUUUGUCUGAUAAAUAUCAAGAUACCAUACACUUUUGUACCCCACCACCCAUCUCUAUCCACUUCUUUCCCAGCUCUCCCCCCCCCUCCCCCCCCCCACCCACUCCUUGUCUUUAGCCCGGGUUUUAUCUGCCGUUAUGUUAUUAUGUCUUGAAAAAAACUAAAACAAAAUGUCAUCUUAGUGUAAAUUGUAAACUGUGUUAAAACUAGCGGUAGGGGAAGUCACAUACUCCUUAGGCCACCCCCCUCAGCUAAGUCCACGGUUACGCCUCCAAGCUGCACAUGUUUUAGUUGUCCACGUACAGCGAAAUGUAAAGGCCAGUUUUGGUUUUAUUUUACGGAAGUUUUCCUGGAGAAAGAUAACUUACUCUAUGUAGCGCUUUUAUUUUAAUGUUUUAAACAUAGAUCCAAGUGGUCUAAAAUAUUUGUUCAUUAUCAUUCAGGACCCUAACGUGAGACUGAUCAGGGAAUUAAGGGCUGAGAUAGACAGACUCAAAGUGCUCCUGCAGGCUCACGGACAGGUAUGCAAACUACAGAGGAUAUGUGCCAUAUUUGGUGGUCAGGUGGAAAAUCACGAUUCUUACUUUUCUAACCUCGUUAAAUAUCAAACAGGAAUUAAUUGCUGUGUAGUAGCUGAGCGGAAAUGUUCUUACUUGGAGAGUUUGGGAAACUGUGUGUGCCCAAAUUACAGUUAUUUGAAAUUUUCGUGGUUGAUGGAAAAGGAAUGUAAAAAGUGACAAACAUGAAUCAAGGUCAGGAUUUUUCAGUCCUGCAUUUCUUCUCUUAUAUCGUCCCAGGUUUUCAGUUGUUUAUUCUUUUUGUUCCUUUUUUUUUUCUAAUGCAAAGCGCUUGGCUCAAAGAUUGUCAAAAUAUUUAAAUUCCCUCAAGGAAAUUAACAUUAUGAAUAAAUUGGGUUUGGGAGGAUAAAUGCAUUCACAAGGCAAGUCUUUUUAACGGACAGUUUCCCUACUCCGACGACGAUAAGAAAGGUGACGAAACGACAACGUGAUGACGACCCGACUACGGUACGACACGGCGACGACACGAAUACGAAAACGACGACGACGAGCAAAUAGCUACAAGGACUCGUAACAGUAUAUUUGAUUCAUCGUUUCUUUAUUAUGAUGUUAGGAUGGAGUUGGCGAGCUUGGUGCGGCAGAGGAGUCGCAAAUGACCGAGAGACUGCACGAGAACGAGGCGCGAGUCGAAGAACUCACUAAAAACUGGACCAGCAAAUGGCGGGAAACGCAAAAAAUUAUUGAGGUAAGUAAAUAGUCUGAAACAAGUGGGACGCAAAUUUUUUCGUCCUUUAAGUAGCUCGAUCCGUAAACAAGCUUAUGGAGAUCUUGAAAGAAUUACUGACGAAGUGGUUGUCGUUGUUGUUGUUUUUUUUAUAAACAGGAGCGAGCACUUGGCUUCAGAUAUGAGGGAGCUGGUAUCAAAAUGGAGUCAGAGCUUCCUCAUUUGGUCUGCAUUGAUGAUGACGUUCUCAGUACAGGAGUAACACUUUACCAUUUGAAGGUAAGUGUAAUAUUCUUAUAAAAGGCUCUUUUCUAUGAAGUGUCGUUAGACCAAGAUCAAAGUGUUCACGACUUCAAAUCAGGAGAAAGAAAAAUAUUAGAAGGGACCAGUGAGAAUGAGGUUUAACUCUAACUUCCACGAGUGACCAAGAUAGAAUUUCUCCUCACAAUAUCAAUACAAUAUCAAGCAGACAAGUGAUGAGAAUAAAGGAAAAUAUCAGUUAGGGGAUUAUAAGUUGAUCCAAUACCAAAUUCUUCAAACCAACAUCACAAGAACCGUAUGGCAGACAGUAAGAAGAAUUACUAAUGAGAUCUUGGAAGUUAAAGUGUUAAGUCGGGCAUGUGAUUGGUUUUAUGGAUGGCGCAAGUUCUUAGUUUAAUUACGGCGCGAAUUAAAGCAAAACAGAAGUCAAUCCCGGGUUUCUUUCGAUGCCUAAUUGAAGACAGCUUAAUUCCUGCCGCCCCCUAAAGGAACAGCGUGCAGUUAGCUCUUUUAACAUCAACUGGAGAUUUUCAAGUUUAUUUAAAACGUUGGCUAGAGGAACUGAUACAUUUAGUAAGGAGAUGUAGAAACAUAAGUAGAAAAAUGUAUUGCCGGCAUUUUGUUGUCGUUUUCUUUGUACCAGUUCAGCAGUCUGUUUUCUUAUUCUUUAAUUCAUAGGAUGGGAUGACUUACAUCGGAAGAGAGGAUGCAAAUUUUAAUCCUGAUAUAGGUUGGUCUGGAUUUUAAUCAGUCAAUUUGCGUAGCUGGCGGUUUUCGGAAGCCAGGGGAGCAGUGAAUUUGGUAACGGACAUUUUCUCCUUCCCAGUCCUCUUGCGGAAUGGGAAGACCUUCGCCACUUAAAUUUUUUUUUUGAUGCAGUUCGUUACGCAAGAAACUUGUAAGCGUGUGAAUGGAAAGAGAAAAUCGCCAGAGCUAGAGUUUGUUUUCAUCCUGAAAGCUCGUUCUUUAUGCAUAGUCCUCAAGAGAGUUGAUAAAAUAAAAACAAAGUGUAUAAAAUCACAUCUGAGAGGUGAUCCCAACUGUUUGAGUUAACAUCAAGAACUAACCGUUGAAUGGAAAUUGUGAAACACAAGAUGGAAGAAUUUUCUUUUUUAUUACGCUCAGAGAUCGUUGAUAGUCUUUCAAUGACCAUAUCAACUUGAUUUGUUGUUCUCGAACAACUGUCCACACUUCAGUCUUAACAGUUUUUUUGUCUUGUUUUUGAGAAUUUAAUAUUGAUCAUACUUAGGAGAACACGUUUUGAAAAUGUAGCAACGUUAACAAUAAACAUUCUGACAGACAUUGAUAUUAAAACUCUCCCUCUUGUGCUCAUCAGUGUUAUCAGGACCUGGUGUUGAAGCUGAACAUUGUAUCAUGGAAAGUAUUGAAGGAACAGUUAUUCUUCAUCCUAUCGCCUCCCUGUGCCAAGUGAAUGGGCUUCCUGUGGGCAAGUCACAGCGGAUCAGUCAGGGUAGGUGUACUCUGCACUUCCUCGACUUGUAUUAACUCUUCACACCCUAACAUCAGUUUGUAUUUUCCCAUUACCGAUUCUUUAUACAUUUCGUAAGGUUCUGACAAGGAGAAUUUGUGUACCAAUCAGAAGCUUCUUGCGUUGGUGAUCAUUUCCUUUACUCUCAUGACCCUAACGUCUGAUACAGGGUUGAUAUUGUAGGGAGAAGUUUGAUGCUAGUCACUCUUAGGGUUUAAAGGGUUAACUCAUCACACCUUAACAUCAGUUUUUAUAUUCUCCGUACUGUUCUCUUUACAUCUUCUCAAGUGAUGACUGGGAGAAUUAUUGUUUUAUUCAUUGUGUCUGUUUUUGUUUCCACAGGAGAUGUAAUUUUACUUGGAAAGACCAACAUGUUGCGGUUUAACCAUCCUCAGGAAGCUGCGAAAUUGAGAAAAAAGCGAUACGUGAGUAGUUUUGUUGUUUAAAAGUUUUCAAAAAAGGUGAAGUAGGAAAUUAUUUUUAUCGUUUUCGUGAUCUUUGCAGUACGAGUCGAUGGAGAAUUUAGCGGACCUUAGUUCAGAGCCAGAGAGAGAACCUUCUUACAUGUUCUAUAAUGCCGGGUGAGUAUCAGAUGAUCUAUGGUUUGAUAUUUGAUAUUUACAACACAUGAAUAUUCUCGAACUGAUUUAAAGACACCACUUUAAAGGCAAUUACUUUCACGAGAUUAAGAAAACUAUCUCGAAGAAAAAAAGUAGACCUCCCUUUUGCCCUUCUCACCAUUUGCAUCAACUUCAAGCUCUCGUUAAAAAGUAAGAGUUACUUAGUAAAUUCUUGCAUCAGUGUUAAUAUCUCAAGUAUGAACAGAUUGAGUUAUUCACGAGCUGCCUGAUAUCUGUGCCCCAUAAAGUCUUGAUUGUGAUAGCGAUUUUGCUCUUAACAACUAAUUUUUUAAACAAAAUUGUAGCUUGGAGCUUGAGCGUCAGUAUCGGGAAGAAACUCGGAGAAUUGAGGAACAAAGGUAAAUAGAGAGCCAUGAAAUGUUAUUUUCGAUUUUUAGUCGCUUGGGUUGCUAGAGAAUCGUUCUAACUUUUUAUUUUAUUUUAUUCUAUUUUUCUCCCAUUACACAGACGAUGUCUUGAAACUCAACAGAGAGAGGCUGCUGACAAACUAGAGGAAGCAAGGUUUGGUGACAUAAUUUUACAUCUUUGAAUCACUCUCGGUUUAACGCAUGAGUAGAAGUGGGAGUGGUUUAAUUCUGGUCCAGUAGCCAUGUCGUUAUGUACUCUCAUGUCAUUGGAAGCGUCAGAAUGACUUCGUUAUGUAAUACGCGUUGCAUCUAACUGGAAUAAUCCGAUGAUGUGGAUUUUUAGAAACUCAUUGUGGUACAUUUGUUGAAUUUGAGCUUUUUUUCUUCUCAGACGUGAACUGGAGUUCCUCCGUUCCCAGCAACAGAGAGCUUCUGAAGUUCGAAGUGCAGAGGAGGUGGAACGAAGAAAGGAACUAGAAGCGAGUCACCAACAGUUAGAACUACAGAAGAAAUAUCUGGAGGAGAUACGAGAAGAACAAGAACUGGCGCGAAAACGAGCCGAAGAUGAAAUAAGACAGGUAUUUUGAAUGAAAAUAGGGUAAUUUUCAAUAGAGUGUCGAAAAUAAUCUGGAAUUGCGCUAGGCAAUUUGGUUUUAUCAAUUAAGUUGAUAAUAUAAAUUGGCCACCGUAAAGAGUUAUAAAGCUCACGUUUCAAGCAUUAGCCCUUCGUCAGAGCGAAGGAAUUGCUCUAGUUUUGCUUCACUUCGAGCUGUGUGGUCCCGAAAACUCGUCCCACCCUCUCAACCAAUUAGUGGCAAAGAACUAGCUGGGACUUUUUAAUUACGUUUUCCCUUGCAUCAGUCAAUUUCUUCGUUUUUAUUUUGAAUUCUUAUUUGUGCCUUGAGACAUUUGUCUUUGUUCUGAUCUCUCUGUUGCGCGACUGAACCAGGUGAAGGAAAGGAUCCGUCAAGAACAAGAGGAAGAGAGGCAGCGGCUGGAGGCUGAAAUGCAGCGCCUGGUGGCCCUUGAAGAAGAUCACAGGAAGAAGGUUCAUAUCAAAGAGCAAGAGAUGGGAAGAAUCAAGGAGGACCUGGAGAAAAAGUGGGACCAAGAACGACGACAGGUAAACAGCGAGAACUGAUACGAAGAGUGAAAAGAAAGAAAAAGAAGUCAGAGAUUUGUAAAUUGUGCAGUAGUGUGCGGGUAUGACAAAUAACAUUAUUUUAUAACAAGGAAAUAUCGAGGGGAUGUAACUUUUGGUUAAAUUGCUGUGGGAAUGUGGUGAAGAGAUUUUUGGAUGAUAGUAGUAGGCUGGGAACGCCUUUGAAAAGAACUAACAUGACUGACCAGUAAAAGAGAAAGCGGCAUUUUUUCAAGUUGGAUGUGAAAGCCUCAUCUUUUAUUGGCCAAUAAUCAGCAAGUUGUCUUAGAUUCAUUAAGUAAUCUUAUGAAACUAGAAUUUUGAAAGAUCUUUUCCAGACAGAUAUGUACUUUUUUCCUCAUUCAUCUGCUGAAAAAAAUAUAAUUUUUAUUUACUCUAAUGUAAAUUUUGUUGUUAGGUUGAAAUGCAGAGGGAAGAGGUGGCAAAACUUCAGCAGGAAAUUGAAGCUAAAUCACAAGAACUGGAAGCAGCUGAGCGGGAAGCAAGGGCUACUGCACAGCGUAACAGCGUCGCAUCUUCAUCUGGAACUCUUAGUCCCUCUGCUAGCAGUGACGCCUUGCAAGGGUCCGCAGAAGGAAGCGAGGAAGCAGCUGAAGCAGCUGUCGAAACAAAAGCAGAAGCGGCUGCUGAAGCAGCUGCUCGGGCGGAGCCUGACGAAAAGUCACAACUUGAGGUACUUCGUGAACGACUUAGGCAGCUGGAGGUUGAUUACGAGGAGCAGCGGAAGGAAGCACAGAGAGAGGUGGCACAGGCUAAAGAUUCUGUCAGGCGAGUGGAGCAGGAAACGUUGGAGGGACUCCGCAGCCUCACUACUGGAAAGUCAGCCAUUGAAGGGGAGUGGCGGCGGCUGGAAGAGGUUCAGGCCAAGCACAAGAGGGCACAGGAACAGUCUUACGCCAAGAUUAGGGACGUACGGGAGAUGCUGGAGAACGCGGAAGAGGUGGAGGAAGCUUCUCUCAUAGAAAAAGAGAAGAUGAUCAUGGAGAGAAGAGCAGCGAGGAUGAAAGUUGAGGAGGCAAGACGGAGGUUGGAAGAGUUAGAAAACGAAGAUAAGGAAAGUGAGUUGACUGAAGCAGAUUUUACCAAAAAGAAAGAACUUCUAGAAUUCGAAACACGGGAAGAAAUAAAAGAUAUCAGGGAGGAACGGAAGAUCAUCAACGAACUGCUGAAUAAACAUCAAACAGCGCUGCAGAAAGCAACGCUAAUGGUGACGGAGACCAAGACUAAGCUUGAGAAACACCUGGAGAGCGAGAAAUUGAUCCUGAUGCCACUGCGAGAGAAGGUUGAGAGCUUGGUAAGGAAUGAACUCGGACCUCUGAUCGAAUACGAACAGGAGAUAGAGAAAAGGUGUGAAGACGUCGAUCGCGAGGGUCGAGAACGCAAGAAGCUCAUUUACAAGCAAAGGAGGCGGAUUGCGUUGCUGGAACGACAGCACAGCCAAGCGCUGCAGCAGGCAGAGAAGGAGACUUUGAACGAAGAAGAGCUGGAGGAGUUGGAGAACGAGAGAGAAGCUGAACGGAGUUUGAUCCGGAAAGAGAAAGUGCGAUUGCUUGAGCUCGAGAAGAAGCACAAAGAGCAGCAGGAGGUAGCAGAGCUGACGAUUGGAGAAGCUGUACAGGAACUGGAGAAACGGAAGGGUACCGUCAACCAGCUGCUGGAGACCGAGAGGCGGAAACUCGCAGACCUGGAGGCUGUGCAUAAGGAGACGCUGGAGCACGUGGAACAAGAAUUAGAGCAGCGCUCAGAGAUCCUGCACCGAGUCAAGGAUAAAGUACAGAAGGAUAAACGGCAGCUGGCGAAGCUUGAUGUGAGGCAACAACGCUGCGCAGCGAAAGCUGCUGAGGAGUUGUUUCUCAUGGCGGACUUGUUGGAAAAGGAAAUGAGUGAUAAGGGAAAAACAGACGAGCUGUUAAGGAUCAAAGAACAGAGGAAAAAACUGCAGGAACUUGACAAACAAUUGAGAAUGGCGGAGAAGAGGGAAAGAACGUCGCGGGAUGAUCAAGAAAAUCAACAAUGCACUCUGCUAUAGACAUUCCCAACUUUCUCUAAACGUACCUGUGAUUUGAUGUUCGGGGAUAUUCCAAUCUUGUAGCAGAAAGGUAUUUCUGUUAGUUGUUAUAGAAAGAGUUAUUUGAAGUAAGUAGGAAUCGCAAUAUAUCUAAAAUAAAUUGUCUCCCCGGGAACAGGGAACCUGCUGAGUUUAGUUUCCCUUUAGUUUCGUGCGUUGAAGCGAUCUUUUAUUCUCCCUUACAUAUUUAUAGCUAAUGAUAUUUCGCUUUUGUGUGAUGAUAUUAGAAUUUCAAACGAAAGAAAAGGCUUCAACUAAUGUUUUUGCAAUUAUCUUUAUUAUUCGAAAUUAAAAAUCUAUUCAAGAACUUGUUUUGAUAUAUUUACCUUUCAGUUUAAUCGGUAUUUUUUUUGAGAUGUUAUGUCAAAUGUCGUUGAAGUGACUUUUUCCGUAACUGUAGUUCUUGACAAGGUUAUUUAAGUAUCUUUGAAAUAAUCUGCAAUUGUAAAUAUUUGAGCCAUUGAAAAGUGAAAGUUGUAAAUUAAUGAAAGGUAGAUUUAUUUCGUUAACAAUCAGAAGGUGCUAAGGUGAAAUCUACUAGACUAUUAUAGAUUAAAUUGGUUAAAGAAACUAAAGCUUUUCGUGGCAAACAUUAUUUAAUCUAAAGUUAACUUAAAUGUCCUUAAUCCAAACAAGAUUUUAUUUAUUUCGAUGAAAUAAUUUAAGAUUUAGUUUUCCCUUUUUUCAAAUUUUCGCGGCGAUCAAGGCUGACAAUAAAUUGUACAAAGUAUAAAUUUCCCUGUUUAUAAGGUAUCAAUGGUGGAAUGGAGAUGUAAAAAAAAAUAAGUGUUUGGAUGCAGAACAAAACAGCGACAUCUCCGAGGGUAUAUCCCAGGGAUUUGAUAUCCCUGGGGUUUGGAACGGUUAAGAUCCAGAGAAGAAAAAUUUCUUAGAUUGUAUCCGCUGAAAUGUUGAUUGUUUGCAGAAUUGCAGGAUAAUGUGCUCUUGGUAAUUAAAAAGUCCAAACAAUAAAAUGUAAUGGGAUGAAAUUUGUGUCUUUUUUUUCUUCUUUACGGUCAGUUUCGUUUAGAAAUUGUUCCUUGGUCAGUAACACGUCGCAGACGGGCGGGGAAAGCAU
Messenger RNA from Pocillopora meandrina, 15107 nucleotides. The record is from the annotation of a GenBank genome assembly. Lineage: Eukaryota; Metazoa; Cnidaria; Anthozoa; Scleractinia; Pocilloporidae.